CGGUUGUAACCACCGAUAAACAGAUAUGCCGCUGAUCCGUCAAAUGAUCGUCCCCUGUUUCUAGGGUUGCCAUAUUUCCAGCUAACACACGAGCCGGGUCCGUACAACCUGUUGACCUACUCGCCCCGAGUCGUGAAUGGGAGUCCGAUCAAAUGACGCGCGUUACCUAGCGACUAUUCAAACCCUAUUUGUUGUCUGGCCAGUUAGGCUUUCAGAUCGAGAUUUUGUCAACAGUGGCGGAUUUUGGGUGUCCCAUACACGGGGAGGUACUCGACUCUCGGGCCGUGCAGGACUUAGUAAAAAGGCUCAGCCGAGGGUGUCGACGUCACAUGUGUUUUGGGAACGUUCUGUGUUCGUCAACACGACGGAAGUUGGCCCACACCUGCCCUAUGUGCCACCUGUUGGGCCCGCCCCGGCGAACUGAAGUGUACAAUCACGUGGAUCUUCGGCUUUCUGAUUGAUCAGAUUCUGUUACAUACUGAUCCAGGAGGACUAGCACAAAGAAGUGUUCCCCACAGCCUGAGAUCUCUACUAUUUGAACUACUGACUUGAUUCCCUGGUCUUCGCUCUGACUUCCACACAGGAUGGGUGUAGAGUUGACCAGUGUGGUAGGAGAUGUGGACGAGUCUCUCAUCUGUCCCCUGUGUAACAUGGUACUGCUGGACCCUGUCAUGGCACACUGUCAGCACGUCUUCUGUCAGGACUGCGUGUCACGGAAACGCCUCACCUCCGCCGUCUGUCCGGUUUGCUCCACUCCAUUCAUAGAAAGAUUCAUCCCAGCGCCACGGGAGCUACAGUCAGCCCUUCAGGCGUUACAGAUGCGGUGUAAUUUGGGCUGUGGAGGGACGUGUACCAUAGGAGGCCUGGCUGAACACAUGGAGGAGUGUCCGCUCCUGUUCUUAGACUGUCCCUACAAGUCAAGAGGAUGUAAAGACAUCCUACAGCGGAGAGACAUGGCGGCGCAUCUAGAAGACUGUAACUUUCGGUACGUGGACUGCGAGGCGUGCGGACAUAGGACGCUGUUUUGUGACUUGUUCACGCACCAGAAGGCUAAGAAGUGUAUGGAGCAGAAACUGAAGAGAGAAGUGGUGGACAGUGUUCGGAGGUCGCGCGGACAAGUCAGGUGCCAUCGUAAGGAACUUACAGAAGACAUUCACUACAGGGAUCAGCAACAAAGACGGUGGUUGAAGAGUCGCGUAUCCUGGUCCAGAAGCCGUGGCAUCGAGCGGUCCAUGUCCCAGCCGGCCGUCAUGACUCUAUCGGACUGGAACAGCGGUGAGGUGUUCCUAACAGCGGUGCCUCAGACGGCUCCGUCCGGCGCACGGCCAGACGCGCACCUGGCCAGGUCCGAUAGCGACCUGACCACCAUGACCUCCCCUGAUGACAGACCACAGACAGACAUGGUCAUCACCAACAGUGCCCCCGUCCUGAAGUGCAGAAGAUGCAAUAGGAGAUUCAGAGAAGCGAAGAACCACAGCACAGCCUGCUGCUGGCACCAAGGGCCUGUCGUGGAACUGUUCGGAGGAACGUGCCAAACAUGUGGACGACUGGACACACAAGAGGGCUGUCUCCUGGGGUAUCACAUUACAUAAACUCUACUGCACCAAGGGUUCAACCUGUAACAUAGCAUCAUGUGGAAAAAACUUUUACCAAACUAUAAGGUGAUAUAACAAUGAACAUGCGGGUUAUACUGGUGCUAUUUUGUGCAAGAGUGCAUAUGAUAUGUAUUUCGGUUGUCUUUGGAGAAAGUAUUUUACAUUGAGGAUUGGUACACUGCAGCAGUUGUUAACCUCAGAAUAAAAGCCAGAAAACAAGUCGUUGGUGUAUCAUGCAUGAACAUAUGCAUGGACCUUAUUUUAUUAUGUUUGAAAGUUAUGUUUGAUACUAUUCUGUGUUUUGUAAGUGAUGAUGAGUUCUUUUGAGCUUUCAAUGCCAAACCAUGACAUACCUAAUGUAUGAUAUUCACCUUCAUCUAUGCCUAUAUAGAUUUAUUUCUUCCGUCCUUACCAAUAGAUAUAUCUUUAAGUAAUGGAUGUUGCUGGAAACCUGCGCAUAGCCACUACAGUUUAAUGUAAAAGUGUGAUGUAUAACAAAGUGGCUAAGUAUUAAUAAUGUGACUAUGAAAGCAUGUCAAUAAAUGGGUACAACUGUGA
Molecule: messenger RNA, 2153 nt
Organism: Branchiostoma floridae (Florida lancelet)
Lineage: Eukaryota; Metazoa; Chordata; Leptocardii; Amphioxiformes; Branchiostomatidae
Product: E3 ubiquitin-protein ligase NRDP1-like
Exons: 6
Coding region: 585-1592 (335 amino acids)
Molecular function (GO): zinc ion binding
Source: RefSeq, a predicted model, not a curated record